AUGAAUUCGAACUCGGCGAUUAUCAAAGAUAAACAAGUAGAACAUCAAUAUAGAAUAAUGGAAUCAAGUUUGACGUCAAGUUUUCUCAAAAUUGGUGAUACAGUAUCUUUAUAUGCUGAAGGUACUGUUUGUGGUUUUAUAAGUACACUUGGACUUGUUGAUGAUCGUUGUGUUGUGCAACCUGAAUCUGGUGAUUUACAAAAACCACCAAAAAAAUUUCGAGAUUGUCUUUUUCGUAUAUGUCCAAGUCAUCGUUAUAGUGCUCAAGCCCAAUAUUGGAAUGCAUUAAAAAAUUCUAAUAAUACUCGAGAUAUAAAAAAAUUACAAAUAGCUGCUGAUACAGAAAAACGUCAAAAUGAAGCUGAAACUCGAAAACAAACUGGAACAAUUAUUAAAUAUGGUGAUACUAUUGUACAAUUACUUCAUAUAAAAAGUAAUAAAUAUAUAACUGUUAAUAAACGUUUACCAGCUAUUUUGGAAAAAAAUGCAAUGCGUGUUUCAUUGGAUAUUAGUGGCACAGAAGGUUCAUGGUUUCAAAUUGAACCUUUUUAUAAACUACGUACAAAAGGAGAACGAGUUGUUGUGGGUGAUAAAGUUGUACUCAUGCCUUAUAGUGGUGGACAACCAUUACAUGUUAGUGAAUUAGAAUUACCUGAUCAUCCUGGUUCCAAAGAAUGUUGCAGUAUUAUUAAUCUUCACGCGGUCAAUUCUCAUCUUCAAACAAGUUGGAAAAUUGUUUUAUUUGUAUCAUGUUAUGAAGCAACAAAUGAAGUAUUAAAAAGUGGUGAUAUUGUACGUUUAUUUCAUGCUGAACAAGAAAAAUUUUUAACCUGUGAUAAUUAUCGAAAAAAAAGUGUUGUCUUUUUACGUGCAACUGGUCGUGCAUCAGCAACAUCAGCAACAUCAUCAAAUGCUUUAUGGGAAAUUGAAGUUGUUCAACAAGAUCCAUGUCGUGGUGGCACUGGUCAUUGGAGUUCAUUAUUUCGUUUUAAACAUUUAGCUACAGGACAAUAUCUUGCUGCUGAAGUUGAUAAUGAUCAAACAUUUGAUGUAACACGACAAAAAUUACGUGGUUCAUCAACUACACCUGUUUUUGCACUUAUACCUAUUCCACAUGCAUAUGAUAUAUCAUCUUUAUUUGAACUUGAUCCAACAACAAUAACACGUAAUGAAGAUCCUGUACCAUGGGGUUCAUAUGUACGUUUACAACAUAUAUGUACAAAUACAUGGGUACAUUCAACAAAUAUUAAAUUAGAUCCUGAUGAUGAUAAUGUACGUUUUAAAAUUGGUUGUGCUUUAAUGAAAGAAGAUAAAGAAGCAUUUCAAAUAGUACAUGUUUCACCAGAUGAAGUACGAGAUUUAGAUUUUGCUACUGAUGCUGCACAAUAUUUUGAUACAAUUGUAUCAAAAUGGGAAAAAAUUGGAAUUAUGAAUGUACAUGCUAAUGAAAGAAAGCAAGUGAUGUUAUUAUUAAGUGAUAUAGUUUAUUUUCUUGCUUGUCAAGAAAAUAAUGGAAGUGAUGCAUUUGAUGUCCAAAUCUUAAAACCAAAUCGUGAAAGACAAAAAUUAAUUCGUGAACAAAAUAUACUCAAACAAUUAUUUCGAAUGCUUCGAGUAUUAAAACCACGCUUGGAAUUCGAACGAUCAAGUACAAAAUCAAUAAAAGGUUCAGAUUCUUCUACAAUGUUAAAUAAUGAUCAACAUAUUUCAACAUCACCACAACAACAAGAUGCUGAUGUACGUCAUUCAACAAUAACAUAUCAAAUAAAAACAAUUUGUCGUCUUUGUUAUCGAAUACUUAAACAUUGUCAACAAGACUAUCGAAAAAAUCAAGAAACAAUAGCAAAAGAAUUUUCAUUUAUGCAAUCACAAAUUGGUUAUGAUAUAUUAGCUGAAGAUACAAUAACAGCAUUAUUACAUAACAAUAAAAAAUUAUUAGAAAAACAUAUAACAGAAAAAGAAAUUGAUACAUUUGUUAGAUUAUUAAGAGAAAAACGAGAUUGCAAAUUUCUUGAAUACUUAUCAGAUUUAUGUGUAUCAAGUAAUCAAGCCAUAGCACGAACACAAGAGAUGAUAUGUAAAUCAGUAUUAGAAAAAAAUUCUGAUAUUUUAAUACGAACAAAAUUCGACACAAGAGAGUGUGUUGAAGAUAUGGUUUUGGAUGAUAAUAUAAGUUCACCAAUUGGUUUUUCAAAUCAAAAUAUAUUACAAGAAGUUAGAUUAACAUGGGAUGGAACAUCUGAAUCAAUUGAACAUAUGGCUGGUGUUAUAAGAGAUAAACCUUCACAUAAAAGACGUGAAGAAUUUAAAAAUAUUCUUGAAUAUUAUAGAUUUCAACUAAAUUUAUUUUCUCAUAUGUGUUUCGAUCGACAAUAUUUAGCAAUUGAUAAUUUAUCACCAGAAUUAACAAUUGAACUUCUUCUAACAUGUACAAAAAGUGAAAAUCUUCCACCAGAUUUACGUGCAGCAUUUUGUCGUUUAAUGAUUCAUAUACAUGUUAAUCGGGAUCCGCAAGAAGAAGUAACACGUAUAAAAUAUGCACGAUUAUGGAAUCAAGUUAAAUCAACCAUAUCUUUAAAUGAAUAUGAUCAAACAAUAAAUGGUUCACUUGAACCAACAGAAAAAAAUGACAAUCGAUCAAAAUUUGAAUCAACAAUGAAAUUUGUAGAAGAUUAUCUAAAUACAGUUGUUCAGCAACCAAAUUCAUUUUCUGAUAGAGAACAAAAUAAAUUAACACAUGAAGUUGUUAAUUUAGCUCGUCGUUUAAUUUUCUUUGGUUUUUAUAGUUUCGAAGAUUUACUUAAAUUAACAAAAACACUUCUUGGUAUAUUAGAUACAAGUAGAAUUAUAGGUGCAAAUACAAUUGAUCCACUUACAGAAAAAAUUCCAUCAGUAGUUAUAGCAAAUACAAAAUCAUCAAAAUAUGAAUCUGUUAUAACUCCAAAUUUAUAUACUGUAACAGAUACAAUUACAGAACAACCUAGUGAUGCGAUUGAUGAUUUAGCUUAUAAAACAAAAAUGAAUAUUAUUGCAAUUCUUGAAUUUAUUCUUGAUAUUCGACUUGAUUUUCGUAUUUCUCGUCUUGUUUCAAUUUUUAAACAAAAAUAUGAUCGUCUUGACUCAAUAUCAAAUUUACUUCAAACAUCCGAUAUUGAAUGUAUAUUUGAUUCUAGUGAACCAAAUCUUGAUUUAGAUGAUGCAAAAGGCAAAACAUUUCUUAAAGUUUUACUUAAACUUGUUAUGCAUGAUUAUCAACCAUUAGUAUCACGUGCAUUAUCAUUACUUUUUCGACAUUUUAAUCAACGUAAAGAAACAUUACAACAUUUAAAUCAAGUACAAUUACUUGUUAGUGAAACUGAUAUUCAAAAUUAUAAACAAAUAAAACGAGAUUUAGAUCAAUUAAGAUUAUUUGUUGAAAAAUCAGAAUUAUGGGUUUAUAAAAAAGGAAAAGAUGGAACAACAAUGACAGCAAAUGAAAAUGAAACUAAUGUCGAUAACGAAUAUAGAAAAGAUGAAGAAUUAGAAAUGAAGAAAUUGGCAACUUCAUCUGGUUUUACUGAUGCAGAAUGGGAAGCUGGUGCUCCGGUUAUCAAUGAAGAAUCAUCAUAUCGAUAUACAUCGAUCUUCCAGAUUUUAUGUCGAAUGAUGAAAUUAUGUGUUGUUGAAACUAAUGAUGGUAAUUUAUAUGCACGUGAAGAUGAACAACGUUUAUUAAGAAAUAUGGGUGUACAUGUUGUUGUACUCGAUUUAUUAAAAAUUCCAUAUGAUAAAAUAGAAGAUAUUCGAAUGAAUCAUAUAAUGAAAUUAGCUCAUCAUCUUUUACAAUAUUUUUGUUAUGAUAAUUCAACAAAUCAAGCUAAAUUAUAUGAUUUAUAUUUUAAUGAUUAUCCUCAAAUAUCUGAGGAACAAGAAGUAGAAACAUGUUGUUAUAUAUUUCUAAAUAAUAUUCAAUUAUGUAAAACAAUAACUGAAAAACAUAUUCAACAUUUUGUUCAUUUAAUUGAAUUACAUGGACGAAAAGUUACGUAUAUUAAAUUUCUUCAAACAAUUGUUAAAGCAGAAAAUCAAUAUAUUAAAAAUUGUCAAGAUUUAAUUAUGUCUGAAUUGGUUACUUCCGAUGAAGUAUUAAUGAUUUAUGAAAAGGGAAGUUUAUCUGAUCUUGUUGAACGUAUGCAAUCAGAAAAUGAACGUACAAAUCCAAAUUCAUUAUUAAAUUAUCAUAUUCAACUUGUUCAUCUAUUGGCAAUGUGUACAGAAGGAAAAAAUGCAUCAACAGAAAUUAAAUGUCAUUCAUUAAUUGGUCUUGAUGAUCUUGUUUUAAUAGUAACACAUCCAGCUUGUAUUGCUGAAGUUAAAGAUGCUUAUAUUACAUUUUUAAAUCAUUGUUAUAUUGAUACUGAAGUUGAAAUGAAAGAAAUUUAUAAUAGUCAACAUAUUUAUACAUUAAUUGAAAAAUCAUUUUGUCCAGAUAUUGAAAAACUCAUAACAAAAGCAAGCGACGAACGCAAUUUAGAAAAAUAUAUUUUAAAUACAGUUUUGGAAUUAAUAUAUCAAUUUUUCAAUUCACCCUUUUUCGAACAAUCAUCUUCACCACAAAUUAUGGAUACUAUUGAAAUUCAACAACGCAAUACAAUUCUUGUAACACUUCAUAGUCAUUUAUUACGAUUAUUUAAUGUACUAUGGUUAACAACAGCACAACGUGAACGUGUUGAUCGUUGUAUACAUAUAAUAUCAUUAAUUGCUGAUCGGCGUGGUCUUAUUCAUUUUUUACGCUCAAAUCGUAGUUCAGUCAGUGAAUCAGUAACGCAUUCACGUCGUGCAAGUCGUAGCGUAACAGCAGAACGACAAUAUAGUAAGGAUUAUGUUAUCGAAGGACAUGAUCAUUCACAAGAUAUCGAACAUAAACGUGUUAUUGAUGGUUUUUUGUCGUUUCUUUCUCAAGUUAGUGUCCGACUUAGUCCAUUAAUUCAAGCAGAAAUGAGUAUACUUGUCGAUGUUAUUCGUGCACCUGAUGCUCUUUUUCCUGAUAAAAAUGAAUGUCGAUUGAAAUUUCUCAAUGGGGCAUUCGUUUAUAAAUUAAUACAACAUGCUAAAUAUUUACUUAUACAAACAGAUGAAAAUCUAUGUUUACGUAUAAUGCAUGCACUUAAAUCAAUGGUUAAAAGUAAUCAUGAAUUUGAAACAAUGGGACAAAGUUUAAGAUUAAAAUUACUUCGACUUUAUUUUUCUGAUGAUCCACAAUAUUUAAAAUCUCUUCAUCAAACAUUAAAAGAAGAAGAUGUUAUUGAACGAUUACGUUUAAUACAAAAUGAAUUAAAUAAACAAGGUGCUAGUGAUCUUGUUGUUGAAUUAUUUAUAAGUCAAUCAUCAAUACAUGUUCUUGAAGAAAGCAUUCAUUUAGCUAUAGCUUUACUUGAAGGUGGAAAUACUGAAGUUCAAACAAGUAUUUAUCGUCGCUUACAUGAAUAUGAAACAGCAUCAGAAAAAUUUUUUCAAGUUUUCUACGAUAAAAUGUAUACGGCUCAAAAAAUAUUAAAAAGUAUGUCGUCAAUUACAAAUGAUAUUCCCAUAGACAAUGAUGAUUUUGAUGACGUCAUAUUUACAUCAACAUCCGAUCAUGUUUCACCAAUUCAAAGUCCAACAAUAGAUAAUCGACAAUUAUUACAUAUUUCACCAAUAGAGGAAACAUUUACUACUGAACCAUCAUCGAAUGUUCCAUAUGAAUAUCAAAUGAAUACUAGUAAUAAUAUUACUGAAGUUGAAUCACUACUACCAUUUGAAGCUACAUCGAUUACUUAUGAAGCUGCAUCUCAAUUAGAUCAUAAAAAAUAUUCAAUUGCGGAAACAAUUGAUACUUUUGAUUUUCAGUCACACAAUCGUCGUUAUAAACUUGCAUUUG
Molecule: messenger RNA, 5899 nt
Organism: Rotaria sordida
Lineage: Eukaryota; Metazoa; Rotifera; Eurotatoria; Philodinida; Philodinidae
Source: the annotation of a GenBank genome assembly